Tricharina praecox is the source of this 761-nucleotide messenger RNA. RefSeq lists its product as uncharacterized. NCBI's taxonomy places the organism in Eukaryota, Fungi, Ascomycota, Pezizomycetes, Pezizales, Pyronemataceae. The transcript has a single exon. The record is from RefSeq and is a predicted model, not a curated record. Bases 50 to 538 code for a protein of 162 amino acids.
AGAACCUCAACUUCUCAAUGUCUCAACUUCUCAAUGUCUCAACUUCUCAAUGUCUCAACUUCUCAAUGUCUCAACUUCUCAACGUCUCAAAUUCUCAUCCAAUCUUCAUUUUCGCCGAUCCUUUGCCGCGAUACAUUUAUCUUCUCUCUCUCUCUUCCUCCCUCCCUCUCUCUCUCCACCAACCGACACACAGACAAUCUCUCUCUGGUCCUCCGCAAGCCUACGCACACACUCUACCUCUCUCUCCACCAACCAUACACUUCCAACACACCUUCAAGAUGUCUCGAGCAGAGAAAGCUCCCAAGAUUCCCAAGCAGCCGUCCAAUGCCUCAAAGAAGCGGUAGCCACGGCAGCCACGGGCAACCAUGAAAGGCCCAGAGUUCAAGGCCGAGUAAGAAUCACACCCCGCCCUCAUGCUCAGACUCGGCUAACCGGAAUUCCCUUACCAGCGUCUUCAAGAACCCCGUGCUGUUUGCCAUCAGUAAUGGUCAGGGGUGUUAUGAAGAAAUCUACCAUCUCCGUAGGGAGCUUCUCGUAGAGCGUUGCCCAUACGUCGUCGACCUGCUGUCUCCCGGUGGUGAGGGCGCCUGCGCGACUUCGACGAGACUUGGUCUACUGUUUUCAUUGAUAUCUUACCAUGUAGACUUCCAUUGCUGGCGUUUUUUCCUCGAUAUCUGUUUGUUAUUUUGUUGCGACCCAUAAGAAUGAUUAGAUAGAAAAAAAUAUGUAACUUUCAUUAGCACAAGCACGUUUUCCCCAUC